AUGAACAAUAUACUCAAUAAACCGCCGGCUAUAUCUGAAGACACUCUACAAUAUACAAUAUAUCCUCCUCAAGGAUCAUCAGACCGAGCAUCGGUCACAGCCAUCGCUGUGGCUAUACAGUCGUUUGUCGAUUAUGUCCUUCAAGGCUUCGUCUGGCAUCGAGAUCCAUUUGAGCUCAAGGUUGUGCAAAAUCUCGAAAGCAAGGAAUGGAUGCUGGAGGGUCAUAUGAGAGUGGGAGACUCUGUAGACGAUGAAUGGUGCACAGUAUAUCUACUGCGCGAAAUGAGCGCAAAAUGGGAUCUUGUCAUAAGCGUCCGCGAUUCUGAUGGAGAGUUUCUACUCAUCGAAGCUGCUGACUAUCUUCCAUCAUGGGUCUCACCCUCCAACUCUGAAAAUCGGGUCUGGAUCUAUAAAUCCCACAUUCACCUCAUAGACCUCUCACACAUAUCUCCGCCUUCUAACAAAAAGACACAUCGACGACUUCCAGGCUCAAAAGAAAGUGAUGGAGAGGACGCCAUCAGUCUUGACGCUGAAGGUUUUCUAAGUAUACAGGACGGACUACGCUUGGUGCGAGAUUCAUCUACCUACACAGCAGCCCCAGCAGAGGUAGAGCGAGCUAUUUGGGAAAGACUUAGUGGAUACCCGACGGCUCUCAAACAGCACAUCCAUGUGACAAAGGCUGAUCUACCUCUAGAUGUAGCUAGAGCACUGUCGUCGGACCCCUCGCUUGUUCAAAAGGCUGUGGAAACUUUCUACACUCGUGAUGCCCUUCAGCUGCGGGCAGCUCGCAAGAUGUCUCGGUUCCCGCCUCAACCUUCUGUACUUCGUACAGUAAAAAUGACACGAACAGCGUACGCUCAGCUAGUCGGGCAAAAAUUCUACCCUCCGAAGAUAUUUGGUCAGUGGCAUGAAAACGAGGGAAGUAACGAGUGGCGAUGGAGGGAUGUGGGCAUGAAAAUUGCUUGCGGGUUCGAAAUGCUUUUCCAGGAGAGUAAAAAUCGAUCUGAUGCGUCACAAACAACCAUUGAGGGUAUCCAUUCUGUGAGGGAUGCGCAGAAGGACGCCUUACGACGCCACCCCGACUACGCCAAAUAUAUCCAAAGUUUAGUGUUCGCUGGAUAUUUUCAAGGCGAGCUAGAAGGCUCUCAGCUGUGGACUUCGCUUGAAGACAAAGCUGCUCAGAUCUUCCUACAAACUCGGCGUCAGGACGACACUUCGCGCGCGUCAUUCGCGUCGCUUGUGACGACGGCUUUACUCCAAGCUGGUACAGAAGCCGUGCAGCCUUCACGGGACACUGAAGACCCAGAUGAAUGGCUCAACAUCGACUCACAAUCGUUCGAUGACAUGCUAGAGAAGAAGAUGGGCGCUCCAAAGACAGAUGUUCCAAUCAAUCCGGACGCUAUGGAUGUUGAUCUCUCUGAAGGCGAACUAGCAAAAGAGCGCAAAGCGGAGAUAGAGCAGGCGUCGAAAUUGCACGACCUUGCUAAAAAGGUCGAAACUUUCCUUGAAGGGAAAGGUGGUAUCGAGGGUGCAGAGUUUGAAGAUGAACAAUCAUCGGGGGACGAGAUGGAUGAGUUCAGCGACGAGAAGUUCUCGGACGACGAUUCAGACGAUCCGGACGAUGACGACGACCAGGACGAUGGUGCUGCCAAACUAGCCCGCCGCGAAGCAAUGGACAAACUGGUUCCAGGUAUCGAUCCCUCAGAAUAUGGCAAAAUGCCGAUCUCGUUUCGCAACAACUCUCAAAGAGUUGCGCCCACCACUGUUUCCACAGACACCAUUGGUGGAGCCGAGGAUGAUGGUCAAGUGCAGCAGAAGCCUGUCCGUGCACCAAUCUUGAUGCGGGACAGGUAUGAGGGUGUAGACUCCGAUGACGAGACGGACGAAGAAGACGAGAUCGAUGAAGAAGAAGAGGAAGAUCAGCCCCAAGUCGUUGGCGAAAUCGAAGUGGACAUGGAGGAAGAAGAGGAUGAGUUCUUGGAAUUUUCAAGGCAAGCCCUUGGAAUAUCGGACGAGCAGUGGACAGAAAUAAUCAGUGAAAGAAAGAAUCGAGGGGCAUUUGUACCAUCUCAUAUCAAGACGGAGAGCCAUUCGGCUGGGAAAGCCCCGAAUUCGUCUGCUACUGAAGCCAACACAUCUGAGCAGAGGUUGAGAGAACCCCAACCUGGCCCAAGGCCGAAUGCCAACCCCAACCUUGACUCUUUUGAGGCGGUCAUGCAGGCAAUGGAUGCCGAGCUUGCACGGUCACGAUCUCAAAAAUCACAGGGAGUGCCCAACUCCGUUCCAAGCGCAGAUAAGGGCAAAGGAAAGGCAAAUGCGACCACGGCCGAUGAUGAUGCUGACAUAGAGACGGUCAUGGACGCUGAGUUGCAAGCUGCCCUGGAACAAGGCGAGGAAGACAAGGAUAUCGACUUGGAUGCGGAGGGCGGGAUGGACUAUAAUUUGAUCAAGAAUUUCUUGGAGAGCUUCAAGAGUCAAGGAGGGCUUUCGGGACCAGUCAGUAGUUUGGCGGGGAGGCUGCAGCCAGGAUGGAGUCUUCCAAGAGACGAAUCGUAGCAUCGUGGUGCUUGAUAUUUGGUUCUUGUGAGUCUGGCCUUAAUCGACUGCUCAGACCGAUUCGCAUCACAUAUUCUCCGAUUAACGCCAAGUCACU
Heterobasidion irregulare TC 32-1 is the source of this 2653-nucleotide messenger RNA. RefSeq lists its product as uncharacterized. NCBI's taxonomy places the organism in Eukaryota, Fungi, Basidiomycota, Agaricomycetes, Russulales, Bondarzewiaceae. The record is from RefSeq and is a predicted model, not a curated record. Bases 1 to 2556 code for a protein of 851 amino acids. The transcript has 10 exons. Gene Ontology annotation, cellular component: nucleus.